This is a messenger RNA of Lycium ferocissimum, 1522 nucleotides long. Its product is annotated as primase homolog protein. The coding region runs from base 1 to 1128 and encodes 375 amino acids. The transcript has 14 exons. NCBI's taxonomy places the organism in Eukaryota, Viridiplantae, Streptophyta, Magnoliopsida, Solanales, Solanaceae. Gene Ontology annotation, molecular function: single-stranded DNA binding; 5'-3' DNA helicase activity. The record is from RefSeq and is a predicted model, not a curated record.
AUGCUUCUUGGCUCGCACAUCUUCUUCUUGGCGCCAACUCUCCUUUGCUGCAACUCUAGAGGAGCAAAAUUCUCUCUCUCCUCCAAAUUCAUCUCAGGAUUUUCUUUAAACAAUAAUGGGUUUCCUUGUAUUACUCCUACUAGGCUCUUCCUCCCUUCAGCUAGUUUGAAGAGAGAUGAAAAUAAGGAGGCGGAUGAUUUUGCUGAUCUAAAGGAGAAAGUGGAAAAUUUGGGUAUAUGCUGCGAUUCUAUUAACCCCGGAGAAUACACACGAUUAAUGUGUCCCAAGUGCAAAGGUGGUCGGCAAAUGGAGAAGAGUUUAUCAUUUCAUAUGUCCUGGAAAAGGAAUUAUGCAUUAUGGAGGUGUUUUAAUUUUGAAUGUGGAUGGGCAGGCCAGAUCCUUGCACACGACAACACGGCAUCUGAUGGGGUCCAUCAACUUGGCAGAAUGAAUUCUCCUCGGGUACUUACAGAGGAAAGCUUGAAGUUAGAACCAUUAGGUGAUAUGCUGGCUGCAUAUUUUGCUAAGAGGAUGAUAUCAAAGGAUACUCUGAAGAGAAACAAUGUCAUGCAAAUGGCUGGUGAUCAGAUCAUCAUUGCCUUUACUUAUAGGCGGAAUGGUAUGCUCAUUGGCUGCAAGUAUCGGACUCUUGAGAAAAGGUUUUGGCAGGAGAAGGGUACAGAUAAGUUUCUUUAUGGACUGGAUGAUGUAAGAGAAGCAGACGAGAUCAUCAUUGUAGAAGGUGAAAUAGAUAAGCUUUCAGUGGAAGAAGCUGGAUUUCUCAACUGUGUCAGUGUUCCUAAUGGCGCACCACAGACCAUCGCAUCCAAAGAACUGCUACCAAAGGAAGAGGAUACCAGAUUUUCAUACCUGUGGAACUGCAAAGAGUGCUUGGAGAAGGCGUCCCGAAUUGUGCUGGCAACUGAUGGUGAUUUACCAGGCCACGCAUUGGCUGAAGAGCUUGCCCGCCGUCUGGGGAAAGAAAGGUGUUGGCAAGUAUGUUGGCCUAAAAAGGAUGAGUUUAGCAGUUAUAAAGAUGCAAAUGAGGUACUUGUAAAUUUGGGAUCACAACCCCUGAAAGAAGCGAUUGAAUGUGCUGUGCCAUAUGAAAUGCAGAAUUUGAACUAAUCCAGAGUUCUUAUAGUCUUAAAGAUAUUUUCGACAGUACUUGACUCUCUCCCUGAGACAUUAUGUGAGUCUACUAUUUCUGUAAGUAACAUCACUCAGGAGGAGGGCUUGAAGCAAUUUUGUCAACACCUAAAUUUCCCUUUUCAGAAGUUCUGCAUUUCCCUUUAACUCUUUGAUUUGGAUUUGUCAAACUGAAUUGCUUAAAUAGGUGCCAGGUUUUGGAGAUGAAAGGUUUCAUGUUCUACUUGGAAGUUGGAAUGCAGGUUCUUGGAACAUAUUCACCAUACAACGUACCUUGUUAUAAGAGUCAGAGGCUUUCCAACGAUGGAGGAACGAAAUCUGUUUAGGUACAGGUUUAAAACUGUUUAGGAGAUUAAUUUUUUAUAAUGUAUGU